This is a messenger RNA of Ilex paraguariensis (yerba mate), 1254 nucleotides long. The record is from the annotation of a GenBank genome assembly. Lineage: Eukaryota; Viridiplantae; Streptophyta; Magnoliopsida; Aquifoliales; Aquifoliaceae.
CGACGGCUCAGAUUAAAUCUAGCACUUUAACUCUGCCCUUUUAUAGCCGUAGUCCCUCUGUAAAGAUCACCUUCACAUCACACAGUGAGCUGUUACAAAACCUCUGCGAACGCGCGCGCGCGCACAUAGACGGUGAGACUCUCCUGCUUUUCAAUCUGUGCCGGUUUCGGAACGUUUCGAAUCGGAGGGUUUGGUUGUGGAUCGGAAGGGGUUUAGAUAGCGGGAGAGAUGGCGGACCAUGAGGAAUCGAAGAUAGAAUCGGUGAUGGAGAAGAUAAGUGAUAAAAUACACGGUCAUGAUGAUUCGUCGUCGUCAUCAUCGUCAGAUUCCGAGGACGAGAGCUCAUCGUCUUUGAAAACGAAGGUGUAUCGUCUAUUCGGUAGAGAAAAGCCUGUUCACAAGGUCCUCGGCGGUGGCAAACUGGCUGAUGUGUUUUUAUGGAGGAACAAGAAGAUCUCAGCAGGACUUCUAGGUGGGGUCACAACCAUCUGGGUUCUGUUUGAAGUGAUUGGUUACCAUUUGCUCACUCUAGUCUGCCAUGGUAUGAUACUUGCUCUGGCUAUAUCAUUCUUGUGGUCUAACGCUGCCACUUUCAUCAACAAGUCUCCGCCACGUAUUCCUGAAGUUUACAUUCCAGAGGAGCCUGUUCUGCAGUUCACAUCUGCUUUGAGGAUUGAGAUCAACCGAGCUUUUGUGGUCCUGAGGGAUAUUGCAUCUGGAAGAGAUUUGAAGAAGUUUCUAUCUGAUAUGAAGAGUCACAUUUCUGCUUUUGUUUUGCUGCACACGGUUCCUGUACUGUAUGAUAAGUAUGAGGACCAGAUAGAUCCAUUUGCAGAGAAGGCAAUGGUUGAGAUCAAGAAGCAGUAUGCAGUCUUUGAUGCAAAGGUAUUGAGUAAGAUCCCCAGGGGUCCAUUGAAAGGCAAGAAGAAUGCAUGAGUGGUGGAAAGUGUCAUAAAUUUAUAUAUCCAUUAGUGACUAGAAACCCUGCUUCUAUACCCUGUGUUUUUUGCUUCUUUGGGUUCACAAAUAGAUCAAAAACUUGCAGCUAUUGCAAUGAUGGAUAGUAUUUUGACGUAUUUCUGUGGCUAGAUCUGGUGGUAAUGUUAUCAUUAUGAUAGUGUCUGUCAAUUAACGUAUUCUACUGUGGUACUUGACAAUGGUUUGUUUUAUGUGUUUUGGAUUAUGCUUUUAUGUUCAUGAGAUGAAUGAAUUUGUUCACUUGAGCUUUGUACGAGUGCUAUUGUGUAUACAGAG